This is a messenger RNA of Osmerus eperlanus (European smelt), 2524 nucleotides long. RefSeq names its product calreticulin (gene calr). Bases 132 to 1406 code for a protein of 424 amino acids. Gene Ontology annotation, molecular function: calcium ion binding. The transcript is spliced from 10 exons. The record is from RefSeq and is a predicted model, not a curated record. Lineage: Eukaryota; Metazoa; Chordata; Actinopteri; Osmeriformes; Osmeridae. Gene Ontology annotation, cellular component: endoplasmic reticulum membrane; endoplasmic reticulum. Gene Ontology annotation, biological process: protein folding.
ACUUUCCCUGCUAGACCUACUGUCCAAUGAAAAACAGCCAUCUGUUCGGAAGCGAGAGGAGAGUUCCUACAGCACAUAGCGGCGUUUGAUUCCUUAUCAUUUGAGCGAGGGUGCCUGUUUUUCUGGCAACAAUGACCUCCCUCUCGAUGCUUUUGGUCGCCGCAUCGGUCGCCUCAAUACUUGCUGAAUCUACUGUAUAUUUUCGUGAACAAUUUGAAGAUGGGGAUGCCUGGAAGAGCCGCUGGUUGGAAUCCAAACACAAGUCGGACUACGGGAACUUUCUCCUGAGCGCCGGGAAGUUUUAUGGCGAUGCAGAUAAAGAUAAAGGACUCCAGACCAGCCAGGACGCCCGAUUCUACUCCUCCUCCGCCCGCUUUGACACCUUCAGCAACAAGGACCAGCCCCUGGUCAUCCAGUUCACUGUCAAACACGAGCAGAGCAUUGACUGUGGGGGCGGAUACAUCAAGCUGUUCCCCGGUGAGCUGGACCAGGAGGACAUGCAUGGGGACUCCACCUACAACAUUAUGUUCGGUCCUGACAUCUGUGGUCCGGGCACUAAGAAGGUUCACGUGAUCUUUAACUACAAAGGCAAGAACCACCUGAUUAACAAAGACAUCAGGUGCAAGGACGAUGAGUACACUCACCUGUACACGUUGGUGGUGAACCCUGACAACACGUACGAGGUGAAGAUCGACAACAAGAAGGUGGAGUCUGGUUCUCUGGAGGAGGACUGGGACCUCCUGCCCCAGAAGAAGAUCAAGGACCCAGAGGCCACCAAGCCUUCAGACUGGGACGACAAGGAGAGGAUCGACGACCCCGAGGACACAAAGCCAGAGGACUGGGACAAGGCUGAGAACAUCCCGGACCCUGAUGCCAAGAAGCCGGAGGACUGGGACGAGGAGAUGGAUGGGGAGUGGGAGCCGCCCAUGGUCUCCAACCCCGACUACAAGGGAGAGUGGAAGCCCAAACAAAUCGACAACCCCGCCUUCAAAGGGAAGUGGGUCCACCCAGAGAUAGACAACCCAGAGUACACAGCGGACACAGAGAUCUACAAAUACGACAGCAUCGGUGUGAUCGGCCUGGACCUGUGGCAGGUGAAGUCAGGCACCAUCUUUGACAACUUCCUCAUCACCAACGACCCUCAGCUGGCGGAGGAGGUGGGAAACGAAACCUGGGGGUCAACGAAGGACUCGGAGAAGAACAUGAAGGACAGCCAGGACGAGGAGGAGCGGAAGAAACGCGACGACGAUGAGAAGACCAGAAAGGAGGAGGUGAAGGAGGAAGACGAGGAGGAGGAAGAAAAGGAGGAGGAGGAAGAGGAGGAGGAGGAGGAAGACGAGGAGCAGGAAGAGGAGGAGGAGGAGGAGGAGGAAGAUACGGACUCUAAACUCAAGGAUGAGUUAUAAACUUCAAGUUGGAUGGGACAUAUUGAGAAGGAGCCUUUGUGUCUCCUAAGAGCAAGUAGAACAAGAUGGAGGCAGGAUUGGCUGGACUUUUCCUUCAUGAUAGAAGCUGACCAUUAGCAUGUAGUGAAGCUGUCUAUGUGGGGUGGGGGGGGGCGUCGGUUUUGGUUUACACGAGUCAGGUGGGCUAGAACGAUGACUACAGACUACAGUACUAGUUUGAUCCGUUUUCAUGUGCGAUUAUCAAACUACGGGAAUUCUGUUAAUGUUUAGAUAUCUAGACCAGGAGAACGGUAUCUCAAGCAGAUUAAAUAUGGACACAUUUGUUUUUGGUUAAGAGGUGCAGUUUUGCUACUAAACUGAAGUGUCAUCGCUGAUCAAACUGCGAAGUUACUGACUGAGCAUCUUCCUCAUUCACUUGUACCUCAUCUUGUGUUCUUUGUGUGUCUGCUUAUUUAGUGACAGUUGGAUGUGAGGGUUGUCUACUCCACUUCCCUCCAGACACCUAAGUAUCUCUUGAUAUGUUAAAUAAACACAAUCCAUUAAGCCUUGCCGAUACAAAAAUGGGGCUACUGCUAUUUCCCUAUGCCUAUCCAAAUGUAAUAUCUAAUGUUUGUGGCAGAAGAAUUAGGAGAUUUUUCUGGUCUUUCCUGUCACGAUCGGUCUCCCAAUAUGCAGACUCCUCAUAUAAUAGACUUCACCUCACUUGCCUCCACUGUGCUUUAUAAUCUAACAUAUCUCUCCUUUCUUGAAAAUCCACAUGUUUUCUGUGUUUUAGAAGCACCAGUCAAUCUCACUUUUGGAUACAGAGAUCUAAGAUACUUAGAGGAAAAGACCCCAGCUGUAGAUAUACUCAUGUUGUUUGUUGUGACGUCCUGCUGUGUUGACAGGAUAAAUUAACCUCCUUCCUUGAUCACAAAUGACAUCGUUUCUGCACUGCUGUACCCUGAAGGCCUGCCCCAAACUCACCACAGGAAGCUGGUCCUUUUAAAAGAUCUGUUUUGUACUCUGCAAUGUACUGAAUGAGAAAGGAUGUUAUUGUUUUGUGUGUGGAAAAGAUGCGUCCUAACAUGGUUUACUGUCCAAUUAAAAUCAAGAAAGGAAAAUGUCUGGCUGUUUAU